AUGAACGUUGUAAAAGACGUAAAGACGAACAUUCAAAAGAUAAUAGAAUCGAAAAUGAUGUUGGCGAUAUUGGUAAUGGAAAGUAUUGAAUCAGAAGAGGAGAUUAUUCUGGAAAAUAUCGAACCAGAGGAGGAGGAGGAGGUAGAAAUUAUGGAAGUUAAAGAAGAACAUCUAGAAGAGGAUAUUAUAGAAGCCAUGGGUCCUCCGAUUAGUAAUGAAUCUUCAUAUGGUCAACCAAUACAUCCGGAGAUUUAUAAAAGGGUCGAAGGUAUUUUGAUGGAAGGCUUGACUAAAGAAAAAAUCGAAACAUAUAAAAAAGAACAACUAAUACCAGAAAAUACCAUUUUGUUAGAGGCACCACUACUGAAUCCUGAAUUACACAUGAUACAGGAGUCAGUAAAAACAAGAGAUAAAAAAAUUGAGAACCGCCAAAAUUCAUUAGGAUUAGCCACAGGCACAAUAUUAAAAGGUGUUGAUAAUUUAACCAAACAAAAUUUUAAUAAAUUAGAUAUCAUAAAAAACAUGACAGAGGCGGCCAGAAGGCCAUCUCCAUUCAGAAGAUACGGUAAUAAGAAAAAAUUUGUUAAUACCUCACUUAGAUAA
Molecule: messenger RNA, 603 nt
Organism: Parnassius apollo (apollo)
Lineage: Eukaryota; Metazoa; Arthropoda; Insecta; Lepidoptera; Papilionidae
Source: the annotation of a GenBank genome assembly